This is a messenger RNA of Xenopus laevis (African clawed frog), 4376 nucleotides long. RefSeq names its product leucine-rich repeat-containing protein 4B-like (gene lrrc4b.L). The coding region runs from base 1261 to 3186 and encodes 641 amino acids. The transcript has 3 exons. NCBI's taxonomy places the organism in Eukaryota, Metazoa, Chordata, Amphibia, Anura, Pipidae. The record is from RefSeq and is a predicted model, not a curated record.
CUCACCUUCAUGUCAUCAAGCUCCACCCACUCACUCACCCCUAUAUACCUAUUUAUUACACUCCGCCCACCCUCACCAGUCAUGUCAUCAAGCUCCACCCACUCGCCCUAUAUACCUAUUUAUUACACUCCGCCCACCCUCACCUUCAUGUCAUCAAGCUCCACCCACUCACUCACCCCUAUAUACCUAUUUAUUACACUCCGCCCACCCUCACCAGUCAUGGUCACCAGGCUCUGCCUUAAUAUGAGGGAAGUAACUGUCAGUUUCAUGAAUAUGUUGUGGGCUCUGGAUAGAGGUUUCUUCUGCUGCUUUUGUUGGGGGAUGGGCACAAGAGCUGCACAUUCACUUAUUAUUAUUACAGUCCAUUGUUGGCAGAAUGUUGGUGACCCAACUGAGGGAACUGGAGGAUGAAAUGGUCCAGAUGUGUUUGUUUCUAAUCAGGAGAGAAAAGAGGAUUAUGCUUUAUGUAUAAAAGAAUGGAAUAAACAGGAUGAGAUGGUCAGACUCACACAUUAAACUAGUGACAAAGCGGAACUGGGUCCCUAUGAGCAGAAAUAAACAGCAAUGGACUCAAUGAUAAAACCCAGAGCCCCCAGCGCCGCUCCCAAAUCUCUGACACAAAGCUUAAAAGAAUUCAAAACCGAUAAAAUGAUUAAAAAAAUAACAACAAAAAAGUGGAAGCGUCAGACACUGAAUAAGGGCAAAUGGGCGUGGGAACGGCAUUAGAAUGGCGACUGGAUGUCUUGCCUGGGGUCGGGCACCUCUGUGACGCCUUAUUAUCCACUUCUCUUUCAUUGCACUGAUAUUGUGUGCUUUUACUUACCCUUUAGAAAUUACACCGUCUCCUCUCAUUGGCCAAUACGAUUUCAUCCUUCUAACGUCAGGAGGAAAACCUGGAGAAUUGGCUUGGGGAUUAGGAGGAGCCUCGUCACUGGGUAAUAAGAACCAAUUCAAAAGCUUUAAAAUAAAACCAAAAACCAGAAGAGAACAUUCUAUAAAAUACUAAUAGUUCCCUUAAAGGCAGGAAUGCGCCCAAACCUGGAUUUGCCUGAAUCUGAGCCUUUUUAACAGGAUUUGGUUGAAUCCAAGAGCUUGGCCAAAGCAAAUCCAAACCCAAUAUAAAAUUAUAUAAAGAUGACUUCACUCUAAGCCGAGACACGGGGACAAAUAUCCAGGCUCCAUCAUUUGCGAGGUGUUUUUCAAAAAAAAAGAAAAAAAGGGUUCCCUAGAAGAGUUAUGACAAAAGUAUGAACAUUGAACAUGGUUACCCACCUUUGCACGUGCAGGAUUCUUGGUCUGAAGCUCAUUAGAAUGAUUUGGAAGCAAGCUUUAAUUCUCUUGUGGGUCACAGCUCUGGCACUGGGUGGCCCAUCCCCGACGUCAUGCCCAGCCCUUUGCACCUGCAGUAACCAGGCCAGUCGUGUCGCUUGUACCCGGAGGGAACUGGUGGAAGUGCCAGAGAGCAUCUCUGUUAAUACGCGAUAUCUGAAUCUUCAGGAGAAUAAUAUCCAGGUCAUUAAGACAGACACUUUCAAGCACCUUCGUCAUUUGGAAAUUCUUCAGCUCAGUAAAAACGCCAUUCGCAACAUUGAGGUUGGAGCUUUUAAUGGACUCCCAAACCUGAGCACGCUGGAACUUUUUGAUAACCGCUUGACCACUGUCCCAACUCAAGCCUUUGAGUACUUGUCAAAGCUGAGGGAGCUGUGGUUGAGAAAUAACCCAAUUGAAAGUAUACCCUCUUAUGCGUUCAACAGAGUUCCUUCUUUGCGGAGACUGGAUUUAGGGGAACUUAAAAAGUUGGAGUAUAUCUCUGAAGCUGCCUUUGAAGGUCUUGUGAACCUGCGAUAUCUCAACUUAGGCAUGUGUAACUUAAAGGAGAUACCCAACCUUACAGCUCUGGUGAGACUCGAGGAACUGGAACUCUCUGGAAACCGUCUGGAAAUGAUCCGCCCAGGCUCUUUUCAAGGGCUGAUCAGUCUUAGAAAGCUGUGGCUGAUGCAUGCCCAUGUUGCCAUCAUAGAACGCAAUGCCUUUGAUGACUUAAAGUCUCUAGAGGAACUGAAUCUCUCUCAUAACAAUUUGAUGUCUCUUCCCCAUGAUCUUUUCACACCUCUCCACCGCCUGGAGAGAGUGCAUCUCAACCACAACCCCUGGCAUUGUAAUUGUGAUGUAUUGUGGCUAAGUUGGUGGCUAAAAGAGACCGUACCUAAUAAUACAACAUGUUGUGCCCGUUGCCAUUCACCUCCCAACCUAAAAAUGAGAUAUAUUGGGGAGCUAGAUCAGAGCCAUUUCACUUGCUAUGCCCCAGUGAUAGUGGAACCCCCCACUGACCUUAAUGUGACUGAAGGCAUGGCGGCUGAACUUAAGUGUCGAAGUGGUACGUCGAUGACCUCUGUAAACUGGUUGACACCAAAUGGAACCUUGAUGACCCAUGGCUCUUACAGGGUGCGCAUUUCAGUCCUUCAUGACGGCACACUGAAUUUUACUAAUGUAACGGUUCAGGAUACAGGCCAGUACACAUGUAUGGUGACCAAUUCGGCUGGAAAUACAUCCGCCACUGCCACACUUAACGUGUCUGCUGUUACUGAUCCCUCAACCACUGAUUAUACAUAUUUCACUACUGUAACUGUUGAAACUUUGGACUCAAACCCAGAGGAGACAAAACCUAUUGACAAGGAGCCUGGUCCCACCCCGACGGUCCGAUGGGGGAUUACAUACUCCACCACCUCCCUCACACCACGCAGUACACGUUCUACGGAAAAAACCUUCACAAUCCCAAUCACAGACAUGACGGGGAACAUUAUGAAGGAUCUCGAUGAUGUUAUGAAGACCACAAAAAUUAUCAUAGGAUGUUUUGUGGCUAUAACUUUCAUGGCAGCCGUUAUGCUGAUCGCAUUUUACAAACUUCGAAAGCAGCACCAGCUUCACAAGCACCACGGGCCGACACGGACUAUCGAGAUCAUUAAUGUAGAAGAUGAGAUACCAGCCACGGCCCCGGGGGACAAUCACAUGGCCCUACCAGCCAUCGAGCAUGACCACCUCAAUCAUUACACUGCGUUUAAGACCCACUAUAACAACAAUACGGGAACCCUUAACUGUGCCAAAAACCCCAUGCUGAACUCCAUCCACGAACCCCUUUUGUUUAAGAGCAGCUCAAAGGAAAACGUUCAAGAGACGCAAAUUUAGCAGAAAGAACCGGGCAAUUCGUGAAUUUCAAAUGACAGAAAAUACUUUUCCACAUCUUCAGAAAGAACUUGCGAGCGUGUCCAACCAUGAGAUGAGUCUGUUUGGCUUGUGAUACCCUGAGAGUCUUUUCAUAGCGACUGGUCUCACGGAAUUCUUGGACUAAUAGAGAGACACCCCAGACAAAGCACUGACACAAACUGAAAAACCUUUUGAUAAUUUCCAAGGGAUGUUUCACUCUCCGACUACCUGAUGUAUUACUAAAAAAAAAAAUAAUUAAAAACCUAAAAAAAGAUUAGAAAAAGGGGGGGAAUGUAAUGAAAAGAAUAUGUAAGGAAAAAAAAGCUUAUUUUGUGGUACAGCUCUUUAUGUGUAAAUUCUAUUUCAGAUCUAUUUUAAUCAAGGAAAGGUGUUACGGAACAGAAAAAUCAAUCCUGGGAUUACUGAGGCAGUAAAUUGCAUUUUUUAUUAAUAGUCUCACUAAAGAGUUUCUGUUGAAUAAUUGUGUGACACAAAAGUGUUGAUGCUUCUCAUAGAUCAGUUGAGGGUCAUUGUUGGGAUUUGCUAGCCGAGGGUGCCGGCUGUGGAGUACUGGCCCCACCGACUGUCACUUGGCUCAGUUCUAAUCCGUUUGGACAUUUCAUUGAUAAUAAUAAUGGGAAGUGGAAGGAAACGUGUCGGGGACUCCCUGCACCCUCUGCCGCUUCCGAGGGGGUUUUCUUUUCUUUUUUUUUCUAAUUAAAAAUAAUAAAAGGUUUUUCCAACCUUUAAAUAUGUUUAUUUUAAAAGUUACUGUGCCAUAGAAACAUUUAAAAUGUGCCAAUUAUCUUCUGAACUUUACAGAAAAACAUGUGUAUGAAAAAAAAACAGGUUUUUACAAAAAAAAAUUGUUUUUGGGACACAUGGAGGACUCAAUUUUCAUUCUUCUGCCACAGGAAUAUUUGGGCCAGUUAUUUUUUCUGGAUUUACGUCUAAAAAUGAAGUGUGAAAUCAUGACAUUGAUAUGAACUUUUGUUUUUUCGCUUUGUUUUUUUCUUUUUUUAGUUGAUUUGAUUUUUUUAAUAGGCAUUUUUUUGAAUGAUCCUUGAAGGUAUUCUUGUGCCAAGAAGAAGAAUGGAUUCUCUCUCUGACAAUGAUUCUAUACAGGAAGGGCAUUGCCAAGUCUACAAAAACAAAUAAAAAAAUGAAAAAGA